CUUUUUGCUCGCUGCCCUAAUUUAUAAUUCCAAAAAAACUCCCUAAUCCUCACUAGCUGGAAAAUUGGUACCUCAUUGCCUUUCAAUAAAAAUUGCAUUUUGAUUUUUGAUCCAAAGCCUUUUUUUUUUCUUUUUUUUUUUUAAUUUUACCUUCUUUUUGCUACUGGGCAUUUGAAGUGGAUAAUCAAUCAAUCAAAGAAAGAUCCCGAAGCCAUGUCGGCACUCUUCAAUUUCCAUUCAUUCUUAACGGUAGUGCUAUUGGGAAUCUGCACCUGCACUUACUUGAAGAUGCAAUUUCCAGCUAUCCUUGAACAGAGAACUGGGUUCCGUGGUUUCUUUUGGAAGGCAGCCAGAAUAGGUGAACGGUUAAGUCCCUGGGUGGCCGUAGGAUGCUUCACAAUGGGUGUCUCAAUAAUAUUUUUCUGAACAAGGAGCACACCCUCUACUGUUCGGAGGAGGGAUCCAAUCUUUGCCGUGUGAGCUAUUGUGUCUCUUGUUGAAAUUUAACAUGUUUAAAAGUGUUUGGAUGAUGAAAAGAGUUUUGUUAACACUGUUGGAAGAACUAUGUAACAAACUUAUUUCAAAA
Messenger RNA from Gossypium arboreum, 586 nucleotides. RefSeq lists its product as uncharacterized. Gene Ontology annotation, biological process: intracellular transport; protein secretion. The transcript is spliced from 4 exons. Lineage: Eukaryota; Viridiplantae; Streptophyta; Magnoliopsida; Malvales; Malvaceae. The record is from RefSeq and is a predicted model, not a curated record. Bases 214 to 426 code for a protein of 70 amino acids.